AUGGACAUUAUAACAUUUCAUUGACUUCUAUUGGUGAUGUUGAGAAGUGCAUUCGUAGCGGCAUUUCUCAGCAUCCCUAACCCUGUUCUCGCAUUCAAUGGCCUGAGGUCGUGGUCAAGACGCGUCGUGUAUGAGAAGAUAGACCUCUGCACGCAGUCGUGCUACAGUCAGAUCGUGCCUGGCCUCUACCUCAGCAACGCGAAGGCAGCGGUCGACGCGGACGUCAUCCGCGCCCUUAAUAUAACUCAUGUCCUCACCAUAGAGACCCACAGGAUACCGAAGUCGGCUUUUCCCAACCCACAUGUAGCGACACUCUUCAUCAGAGCAUAUGACUCUCCCCACACCAACCUGCUGCCGUAUUUUCCGAUGGCGAACGCGUUCAUCGAUGAAGGGAUUCACAGAGGAAAUGUUCUGGUGCACUGCCACUUCGGGGUGUCACGAUCUGCGACAAUUGUGAUAGCGUAUCUGAUGGCGAAGUACCAACUGACGUUCGAGGAGGCGUUCUCUUACGUGCGCAACAGGCGGAGGUUCAUUAACCCCAACCCUGGCUUCAUUAGCCAGCUGAAGGAGUACGAGCGUAUGAACUAUGACGUGAGUAGCUUCCUGAGGCUCGAGGCGUACCUGAACGUGAAGGCUCGCGAGCAUAAGUACAAGAUAGCCUCGGUGACGGCCAUCUUCGUGGGCAUUCUUGUACCGUUGGCCGUCCUCAUCGCCUGACAGUCGCUGUCCCAGUAAACAUGAUGUUAAUGUCUUAAAAUGCAAUAC
Papilio machaon (common yellow swallowtail) is the source of this 765-nucleotide messenger RNA. RefSeq names its product dual specificity protein phosphatase 1B. Gene Ontology annotation, biological process: protein dephosphorylation. Gene Ontology annotation, molecular function: protein tyrosine/serine/threonine phosphatase activity. NCBI's taxonomy places the organism in Eukaryota, Metazoa, Arthropoda, Insecta, Lepidoptera, Papilionidae. The transcript has a single exon. The record is from RefSeq and is a predicted model, not a curated record. Gene Ontology annotation, cellular component: cytoplasm.